Messenger RNA from Erythranthe guttata (spotted monkey flower), 2887 nucleotides. RefSeq names its product starch synthase 2 (gene SS2). Gene Ontology annotation, molecular function: alpha-1,4-glucan glucosyltransferase (UDP-glucose donor) activity. The record is from RefSeq and is a predicted model, not a curated record. NCBI's taxonomy places the organism in Eukaryota, Viridiplantae, Streptophyta, Magnoliopsida, Lamiales, Phrymaceae.
GGGACUGGUUAGCUGAAAACUAUAACAGAACUGAAAUCUUCUUUGUUUGGAAUCUUUAUUUUUGUUGAACCUAGCUCAUCUGAACCUCACAUUCACAUUAAUUUCAUCACCUGUGAUUUUAUGCCUCAGUGGGUCCUUCUUCAGUGCGGCCAUUGAUACAACAGACAUUCUUCUUUCACUGCAAUUCCCCUCUUUUUUUUUUUUCAAUCACCAAACGCAAGAACGAAGACACCACAGUUUCUCCAUUAUAAGAAUCGUUGAUUGGGGUGGGGGGUUUGAUCAUUCUCUAAUUUCCUCAAUUGAGUUUGGUCCAUUCUCUAUUGGGUUGCUUGCUUUUGCAUAAAAUCUGUGAAAAAAUCUAUCUAUUUCUCUAAGAGGCAAAUUGUCGAACACCUAAAUGGCGUCUAUGGGAUCCUUCCCAACCGGACUCGACGGUUCUAUACUUCUUCACAGUGCGAAUCACCAGCGACCCGUCAUUCCUAUACUUGCGUACAGGCCCAGAAAAUUAUCUCUGUGCAAUGGAUGCAGCGGCGGACGGCGGAGGUGGGCGGCGCAGCAUGUUAAAGCGACGAAGGAGGGGACUGAGCGAGUCGAGAGUGACGAUGAGUCAGAUGACGCUUUACAUGCCACUAUUGAAAAGAGCAGAAAGGUUCUUGCAUUGCAAAGAGACCUUUUACAACAGAUUGCCGAAAGAAAGAAAUUAGUCUCGUCAAUCAAGAAUAGUAUAAAUGAUCCCGAAGGAAGCGAAGAACCUUAUAUAGAGAGCAAUGUCACUAUUCCCAAUCUUGACCCCGUUGCAACUGAAGAUACCUCAAAACUUGGAAAAGACCUUCCUCGUAAUGGAACUUCAUUUAAAACCACUACUUCUUUGGGUGUUCAAUCUAAUGAAGUCCUGUCUAUGGCUUCGAAAUCCUCUGUGAAACCGAGCCCAGAGUAUCCGUACAACGAUGUGAAGAACACUACAGAGACAAUAAUAUCCGGUUCAAAGACUUCCAUGGAAGAAGAUUCAGGCAAACCGUUGAAGGAUACUACCGUAAAAACUGCUGUUCUGUCUGAUAUACCAUCGAGCAAGGAAAUUGUACAAAGUGAAGAUUUAAAGAAAUGGAGCCCAGAGAGUGCAUUAAGUGUUGAAGAGCCUACAAACGAAGAGGUGAAACCCCCUCCACUAGCUGGGGCUAAUGUGAUGAACGUAAUUUUAGUUGCUGCAGAAUGUGCUCCUUGGUCCAAAACAGGUGGGCUUGGAGAUGUUGCUGGGGCUUUACCUAAGGCUUUGGCUAGGCGUGGACACAGAGUCAUGGUUGUUGCACCCCGAUAUGGUGAUUAUGCUGAAGCUCAAGAUUUAGGGGUCAGGAAGAGAUAUAAAGUAGAUGGUCAGGAUAUGGAGGUGAAUUACUUCCAUGCCUACAUUGAUGGUGUAGAUUUUGUCUUUAUUGAUAGCCCCAUUUUUCGGGGCUUAGGGAGUAAUAUAUACGGAGGAAAUCGUGUGGACAUUCUGAAGCGUAUGACCCUGUUUUGCAAAGCUGCUGUAGAGGUUCCUUGGCAUGUUCCAUGUGGCGGGGUCUGCUAUGGAGACGGAAAUUUAGCUUUCAUUGCAAAUGAUUGGCACACUGCUUUAUUACCAGUCUACCUCAAAGCAUACUAUCGAGACCACGGUUUAAUGAAAUACACCCGAUCAGUCCUUGUCAUUCACAACAUAGCUCAUCAGGGUCGUGGGCCUGUCAACGAUUUCGCCUACGUGGACCUUCCACCUCACUACCUAGACAUCUUCAAGCUCUACGACCCCCUUGGUGGGGACCACUUCAACAUCUUCGCCGCAGGCCUAAAAGCCGCCGACCGUGUAGUCACCGUAAGCCACGGGUAUUCAUGGGAGCUCAAAACCCCCGAAGGGGGGUGGGGUUUAAACGGAAUCAUAAACGAUAACGAUUGGAAACUCCGUGGAAUUGUAAAUGGCAUCGACACCAAAGAAUGGAGCCCCGAAUCGGAUAUCCACUUACAAUCGGACGGGUACACAAGCUACUCCCUCGACACUCUAAAAACAGGCAAACCCCAAUGCAAACGGGCCCUACAAAACGAGCUCGGGUUACCCGUUCGUGAAGACAUCCCUUUAAUCGGAUUUAUUGGUAGACUAGACGAUCAAAAGGGGGUCGAUUUGAUAGCGGAAGCGGUACCGUGGUUAAUGGAUCAAGAUGUGCAGUUGGUUAUGUUGGGUUCGGGUCGACCCGAUCUUGAGGAUUUGCUUAGACGGUUCGAGGGGGAGUACUACGACAGGGCUCGAGGGUGGGUGGGGUUUUCGGUUAAAACGGCCCACCGGAUAACGGCCGGAGCGGAUGUGCUGUUGAUGCCUUCAAGGUUCGAGCCGUGCGGGUUGAAUCAGCUUUACGCGAUGCGUUACGGUACUGUUCCGGUUGUUCAUGCAGUGGGCGGGUUGAGGGAUACGGUUAGGGCAUUUGACCCGUUUUCGGAAACGGGUCUUGGGUGGACGUUCGGGCGGGCAGACGUGGGGGAGAUGAUACAUGCUUUGGGGAACUGUUUGUGGACUUACCGUGAGUUUAAACAGAGUUGGGAAGGGAUACAGAGAAGGGGUAUGGAGCAGGAUUUGAGUUGGGAUAAUGCUGCACAGAAUUAUGAGGAAGUUCUUUUAGCUGCUAAGUAUCAGUGGUGAAUUUGGUAUUAAUAAUAAUAUAGUCAAUAUUUUCUUGAAUUUGAGGCUGACUUUUUGCAAUUUUAGAUUGACAUUUUUUUAUUUUUUUUGUUUUGAAGUGGAUAUUGAAUCUUCAUUAGUAGUGGUAGAAAUGAAUGUAAAGAAUAAACAUUUUGUAAUCCACCGCCACUGACAUAUCAAAGCAUUUGCUUAUCAAACUUUUACUGUAAUUGAUAUCUUUUAACA